Ostrea edulis (European flat oyster) is the source of this 1942-nucleotide messenger RNA. RefSeq lists its product as uncharacterized. The coding region runs from base 89 to 1801 and encodes 570 amino acids. NCBI's taxonomy places the organism in Eukaryota, Metazoa, Mollusca, Bivalvia, Ostreida, Ostreidae. The record is from RefSeq and is a predicted model, not a curated record. The transcript has a single exon.
UACAUGUACCUUUAAUAAUGAAAAUUCAUUUCUUUAAUUUAUGAAGUAAUUUUGAUGUUAUUAUAUAUAUUUUCAGCUCAAUGAAGACAUGGAUAUCCCAGUUUUUAUCCAUACUGAAGAUAAAUCAACUUCCUGCAACAUAGAGAUCGAAUUGCCCAAUCAUUGUUCAGCAUGUGUGCUAAGGAAUGAUCCAACGAUCUCAAUAUCAGAUCAUGCUUAUUUCAAAACUCCAACCGAACCAGACUCACCUCUCACAUCUACACCUAUGAAAAAGCCUGUCACAGAUUCCUUUCAUGAUUCACUAGAGACUGUAUCCCCAGUACACAAAGCAGAUGAUUCAUUUCAGUUUUCUGAAAUUUCAUUUGAAUCUCCAGUUUCAUCACCAAGUGCAAGUUGUUCUAUUUCCCAGAAUACAGACAAAAUUGUACCAAAAGAAGCUGUCAAUGAAUCAAAGUUUACGGUAUUCUCAAGUUGUCUGGAUAUUCUUUUCAAAAUGAUUAUAUGCCAAAUUUGUCACUCGCCAUUCGAUUUUGAUGAUGUUAGGAAACAUAAUGACGGAAGUGCCUUGAAAGUCAGUUUCACAUGUUUAAAUAAUCAUUCAUAUUCAUGGAAAUCUCAACCCUUUAUUGGAAAGCAACCUGUAGGAAAUAUUCUUUUGACAGCAGCAACAUAUGCCUCUGGAAAUACAUUUUCAUCUAUAUCCAGCUUUGCAAGUGCAUUAGGAUUAAAUUUCAUGAGUAAAUCGAUAUUCUAUGAUAUUGGAAACAAAUUUGUUCUGCCUGCAAUAGAUACUUUUUACAAUGAACAAAAGGAUGUUUUGCAUGCACGACUUAAAAACAAACAACUAACAGUUAUUGGAGAUGGACGAUGUGAUAGCCCUGGAUUUUGUGCCAAAUACUGCACCUAUACUAUAAUGGAAGCUGUAAGCUCUGCAAUACUAGAUUUUAAGGUCAUUCAGGUAACAGAAACUGGUUCCUCGUCACGAAUGGAGCUGGAGGGAUUUAAACGCUCUUUCACAUCUCUUACUGACAAUUAUAUCAAAAUUAAUACUUUCUGCAGUGACCGACAUGUACAGAUAAGAAAAUAUCUAAAAGACCAUUUGCCUCAUAUUUCUCAUCAAUUCGAUGUUUGGCAUUUGGCAAAUAGCAUUCGUAAAAAAUUAGUGGCUGUUGCAAAGAAAAGGGAGAAUGAAGAGUUAAUACCUUGGGUUAGAAGUAUUAUUAACCAUGUCUGGUAUUGUGCUGCAGAAUGCAGAGGAGAUCCAGAGUUAUUAAUUGAAAUGUGGACAUCAAUCCUACAUCACAUUCAAAAUGUUCACUCCUUUCAUGGGGACAGAUACUUUGAAUGUGGUCAUCCUCAGCUUUCUUCAGAACAGUCCCGUAAGAAGAAAUGGCUUCAAAAGAAAAGCAAGGCCUACAAGGCACUCGAAAAAAUUAUCAUGGACAAAAGAAUACAGAAGGACAUCAGACAACUCAACAAUUUUUGUCACACGGGUGAAAUUGAAGUGUAUCAUUCUAUGAUGCUGAAAUAUGUCCCAAAGCGACAGGAAUUCCAGUACCCCCAAAUGGUAGCAAGAACCCAGUUGGCUGCACUUGAUCAUAACUUUAAUUUAAAUAGAGAUAUAAAAAAUGAUAAGCAUGGCCAGGAAGUAUUUGCCCCUCAGUGUUCUAAAGCCACAGGAAGAUGGUCUGUGAAGAAUAGAUACGAAGAAAAAAAUUACUCCUUUCGAAAAGAACUGCUUGAGAUUACACUGGAGAAUAAAAUGUUAGUAAGAAGGAAACGGGGCGAAUGUAAAUAUUGAAAAUUAAAGAAAACUAUCGAAUUACCAGCUGAGAUUGCACGAUACAGGGUCAGUGAUAUUAAAAUAAAGUACUUAUUCAAUAGGCAUGUUCCGAGUUCAUCCGGAACUCCCGAGAAUUUUCGCAUUUAGUCACGACGGUCA